AUUCCUCGGGUCACUCAAACUUCUUUUUUUGUUUCUUUUGAGUUUUUUACAAUUUAAUUGCACAUUCAAACAGUCGUCAAUAUCACCUGUGAAUAUCAAGUGAUUAAUGAGACGUAACAACAUAGCUUAGAUAUACAGACAUCAAUAUCUCGAACUUUAAUAUUAGCAUAUAAUUGAACAUGGUAUCGAUUAAUUUGGAAAUUCACAUAAGAGGAAAACUGCAUUCUUUUGUUUCGUUUUGGAUGUAAGAUUUAUUUAUAUUUCGGCUUCCUUGAGGGUUGUGAUGAGCCUGUAAGGCAAAACUCGGGGUCAAAUCUAUAAUGUAUACCUGUUCGUUUCAGUAAGGCUUGGUAGAUGAGCUAGCUACCUAACGGCUCGGCGCUGUUGCUAACACAUGCUAACUAUACCAGCUCUCCAGCUUGAUGUGUCUGAGAGCUGAUAGCCAGCGCACUGGCUUGCUUUGUAUGAUGCCGACUACAGUUUAACUGUCCAUGCUAGCGAGCUAAGUGUGUGAGGAACGUGAAAGAAGAGAGGCUUGGCAGCACCCUCUAACACCACCACCACCGGCAGCAUCCACUGGUAAUCUUGACUACGGCUGUGUAUUGUCGCUAGCUGAAGUUCCUCCUCCGUUUGUGGAUGAGGUAGUUUAGCUAGCUCAAACGAACCGGGGCGGCAGUCUAUACAUGUCUAUCUCUCGACCACGAGGCGAGCUGCGAAAGGCAAAUCUUGCAGUUCAUGUUUCGCCAAGAGGUCGGUGUGGCGUCUUUUAUUCCAUCCUGUUCGUAUCUUUUCCAACACGACAAGAGGAAUAUGUCCAGAUAUAACAUAUACAGCCUGCUGGACUGGAUCUACGGCGGGGUGGACCCCAAGUUUGAGGGCAACGGGGGCCCCGAGUGUGCUGCCUUCCUCGCUCCACAGCAGCGCAUCAGCGAGAGUCUGGUCAUCGUCCUCAUCUCCCUGGUGGAGAUUCUGGUGGCACUGAAGAAAAUAAACAUCUCCAAAGAGCUCAGAGUAGCCGGGAAAGACUGCAUAAGGGCAAAGGAGGAUAGUCUGGGCAAGAACCUGUUGCUGGUUACUCUGUGCAUGACUUUCGGAGUGGAGGUUGGCUUCAAGUUUGCAACCAAGACUUUGAUAUAUCUGCUGAAUCCUUGCCAUGUCGUCACCAUGGUGCAGAUCUUCCUGCUGGCCUGCCCGCCAUGUAAGACAGCUAUGGUUGUGUUCAGGCUGCAGGUCCACAUGUUGAAUGGCGCAUUACUGGCUUUAAUGUUCCCUGUAGUCAACACCAGACUGCUGCCAUUUGAGAAAGAGAUCUAUUACAUCCAGCACUCCAUGAUGUACCUGGUGCCUGUUUAUCUUUUCAGGAAAGGAGGUGUGUACAAGCCUGAGCCUCUGGGAGAUAUGUGGUGGGCUGUGCUCUCUACAGGCAUCCUGUUCUUCUAUCACUUCACCUUCCUGCAGCUCCUUGGCCUGGCGACUGAGGUCAACUUGAAUAACAUGCUCUGCCCGGCUGUGUCCGAUCCAUUUUACGGCCCUUGGUACCGGGUUUGGGCGACGGGCCACCAGACCUUGCUGACGCUCAUCCACGGGAAGCUCCUCACACUUAUCUCGCAGCACAGCGGCACCGCCUGCAGAUACCUGCUGGACACACUCAGACUGCGCAGCAAGAAAGUUGACUGAAUGUCCACGAAGGUGCAUUCAGACCUAGCCUUUUCUUUCUUUUUAAAUCAACAUUUUAAUGCCUCUUUUAAGACUUGUUUCACAGAAACAAGCGAGCAUUUCAGGGCCAGUGAAUCUUCGUGUCAUUCUUUUAGCGUUGUAGUUGGCUUGCAUGCACAAACGUACCGGGCAUUUUAAAGCUGGCACUUAGAAUUGUGGCGUUGGCCAGAUUUUAGCCCUCGUUCGUUUUUUUUUUUGUUGUUUUUUAUUUUCAGAAAUAUGUCAGCGAAUUUGUGGCAAUUACUCCAGCUGCUUCUUUUUAAGCUUUGAGGACAGAGAAUAGGGGUCACCCAAAUGUCACUACUGAUCUCCAGCUGUUACACUUUUCUGAUUGUUGUCAGGGGGGGUUUUUAAAGUUGCACUAGAUCAUAUGUUAGCGAGUUUAUUUGCUUCAAACUUGAACUUUGGAGCUGAAUGAAAAUCUGAGCUUUUGUAAAAGUUACUGCCUGUGUAUAGCGUGAGGAUUUCUGUAUGAGCACCUCUCAGUGUUGUUACGACUGAAAGCUUUCUGGCGUUCUUCUGUUCUCACUUGACUCCACGGCUGUGCGGGUUAUGAAAGCAUCGCCGUGGAGGUUUCUUUUGCCUUUCUGUCUCCAACUUGUUCAGAUCAUUCCAGUUGUGAUAAUCAGGGGACAGGAGGGUGUAUUACAUGCUGCGACUCAAAGCAGUGAAAGAGGAUCCAGAAAUCCACAGUGGGAUGUUAAUAUUAUCUCUGUGAAGGAGUUUUUUUGUUUUUUAGUCUUUGUUUUAUUGUGCUGUUAGACCAUAAUAAGUGAGGUAUAAUCUCGAGUGGGAGGAAUUCGGUGUUUCCCAAGAUAAAGUGUCUUUCUGGGUUGGAUUAAUGUAUCUUACAAAACAUCCAUUCUCUCCACCGCAACUGUAACGAGCCACACUCCAGUUUGUAUUUUAAGAAAUGCAUCUGAUGUUCUGCAUGAGGUCACUGUGGGUCAUUUAUUCAUGGCCCGUUUGAAAGGAAGUAUUAACUGAUAAGUUAGAAGAUGUCAGUCAUGGUAUGUAUCAUUUCAAAUAUGAGGGAUGUGUGUAUAUUACUGUAGCAUAUUCUAAACUUCACUGCAAAGAAGGGAUAAGAGGAACUUUUGUAUUUCUAUCAGUUUGAGUGUAUGUGCUGUAUUGAAAAUAAAAGGUGAUUGUAGCUGAU
This is a messenger RNA of Neolamprologus brichardi, 2875 nucleotides long. RefSeq names its product transmembrane protein 164 (gene tmem164). The record is from RefSeq and is a predicted model, not a curated record. Lineage: Eukaryota; Metazoa; Chordata; Actinopteri; Cichliformes; Cichlidae.